Penicillium riverlandense is the source of this 696-nucleotide messenger RNA. RefSeq lists its product as uncharacterized. NCBI's taxonomy places the organism in Eukaryota, Fungi, Ascomycota, Eurotiomycetes, Eurotiales, Aspergillaceae. Bases 1 to 696 code for a protein of 231 amino acids. The transcript has 2 exons. The record is from RefSeq and is a predicted model, not a curated record.
AUGACCACAGACCCACAAUCAACCGAUAUGACCGAAGAGGAGCGAUCCGUCCAAUGCCUAAUGGCCCCCUUCGUCAAAACCCUCAAUAGAGUCUUCCGAUUCAAUCUCCCCUGGGAAGAAUGGGGCUUCGUCAUUUUCCGCGCGACAGCGUAUGGCCCUGAACAUGAGGAUCAAUGGCAACGGUUCCGACUGCGCUGGAACGAGAUCAUGGAUGAUCUCCUUGCCCCACUCCGUGGAAGUGACCCGCGCGUCGAUAAAGCUAUUGAUCUUAUUCGGUUUCAGUGGGUUGAGGAUCCGGCUUUGGAUGGAGCGGAGCCUGCUGAGAUAGCUGCGGAAAUGUCCCCGUCUCGAGGUUUGGAUCACAGUGUCUGCUUGGCUGUUACACGACCAGCUUUGGAAUCCCUCCUUGAGUCGCCUUUGCCGUCCUCUGCGCCUCGCCGCGAACGCUCUAGGAUACCGUUUGUUGUCACUGUUGCUUCUUUUACUGGGACAAUGUCCCCGGUUGAUGAGGAGGAGGAUAUUGCUGGACAGGAUUUUAAGGGGUAUUUUAAUGUUGCGGUUGAAUCACUUCUGGAGGAAUUCUUUCCUAUUGUUGCAUUGGAAAUGAGCGAUCUGCAUAAGGUGGCUGUUAGGCUAAGGGGUGAGGAUAUUUGGUGUUCUAAUUAUCGGGGGGGAGUUCAUAGGGUUACUGAGUAA